AUGAAACUACAAGACGAUUUUGCUUCCUUUAUCUUCCUCCUCCUAUCCAUUGUGUGUGUUACUGAUGGUUGCCAUGAGGAAAGGGCAGCUCUGUUGAACUCUAAAUCCUUUCUUGCAGACCAUUCAAAUCACUGGUCUUCAUGGCAAGGGCAAAACUGCUGCAGCCGGCUUGGCAUUCGGUGUUCAGACUUACUGCAUGUUAUAGCUGUCAACCUCCGGAAUCCCAAUCCAGACAGCUUCAUACUCAACAUCAACUCACAACUUGUUUCCACUUCAGACUCCAAGACCAGUACUGCUGUUCAGGAUUGGUUGUGGGGGCUUCGCAAUCUCAGGGAACUAAGAUUGAGUGGUCUUGAUCUAUCCAAGGCAUCCCAGUCAUCCAAAUGGGCUGAACCAUUAUCUAUUCUUUCAGACCUCAGGUUGCUUCACCUCUCCAAUUGUGGAGUUUUUGGCAUGGUUCCAGUAAACCAGUCUCAACUUUAUCUCCAUUCUCUGAGAAUGGAUUUCAACUCUCUUGCCUCUGCCAUCCCAAAAGAGCUAGCAAAUCUAACUGCCCUUUCAGUCCUUGAUCUUUCUAGUACUAAUCUACAUGGUUCAAUCCCUUUCCUUCCUCAAUUGCAAGAACUUUAUGUGGGUAACAACCUAGACAUUGCCAUUAAUCUAAGUUCAAUGUUUGCAGUCCCUUGGACCCAUUUAGAAAGACUUGAUAUUAAGUCUACUCAAGUUAUUGGAUCUAUCCCAGCGUCAUUCACCAACACCACUUCAUUGGUUCAAUUCACUGCUCGUAACUGUGGAAUUCAGGGGUCUGUUCUUUCUUCCAAGGCAGACCUUUCAGAGUUGGAAAUAUUACAGCUUGAUUUCAACUACAUAACAGGUCAUCUAUCACAGUUAUUCCAGAAUUUGAACAGCCUUCAACUUGUGUCUUUAAUGGAAAAUUCUCUUGAUGGUCCAAUCCCAGAUUCAAUUUGCAAGAUCUCAUCACUUCAAUAUCUUCUUUUGGCUUUCAAUUCUCUCACAGGAAGAUUACCUGAUUGCAUCAGCCAGAUUACAAACCUCAUUCAAUUGUUCGUUAGUGGCAAUAAUUUGAAUGGAACCAUUCCUUCCUUGAUGUCUUUGUUCCAUAAUUCCACACCUGAACUCAUUGGUUUAGGAAGUAGUGGACUAACUUUGAAAGUAGAUCAAUCCCCUUUUCUACCUAUCUUCCAUCCCCAAUUCUUGGAGCUAAGCUCAUGUGACAUAGGAGGAGGUAUCCCAGACUUUCUGUCAAAUCUGACCCAACUUGCAUUCUUGAGUUUGGCAAACAACAGUCUAUCAGGAACAAUCCCAUCUUGGCUGUUCAAUCUCCCCAAGCUUAAUUAUUUAGAUCUUUCUUUCAACAAGCUGAAAGGAGUUCUUCCACCCAUUAUUCAGCUUCACUCGUACAUCUGGCAUGGGACAUUAAAUUUAGCCAGGAACAGUCUUCAGGGGCAUAUUCCUCUGGAGUUUAAAGACAUAGAGAACAUCAAUUUAUCUGGGAACAAUUUUACAGGCCAUAUACCAGCACAGAUUCAAGGACUUGGAAAUAUUAGAUUCUUCUUACUGUCGGACAACAAACUCUUUGGUAAGAUCCCGCUCUCUUUCUGUGGCCCAGAUAAUGUUCUAUUGCUCCUUGAUCUUUCUAAUAACAUGCUGGUGGGAAGAAUCCCUAUCAGUGUAGGAAAUUGUACAUAUCUUCUUGUCCUCAACCUUGGAGGGAACAAACUCAGUGGAAACAUUCCAAAUGUACUCAAGGCUGCAAAAUAUCUUACCCAUCUAGAAUUAAGUGACAAUCACUUUGAUGGCCCUUUCCCAAGUUUCAUUCAGAAACUUGAGAAGUUGGAGGUUCUGAUGUUGGCGAAUAACAGAUUAGAAGGAAAGAUUCCCAGAUUCAUUGGAGACCUCAAAAACCUCCAUAUUCUUGUGUUAAGAUCAAACUCCUUCAAUGACUCAAUCCCAGCAGAGAUUAACAAGCUAGAAAAACUGCAAUUUCUGGACUUCUCAAACAAUUAA
Messenger RNA from Vitis riparia (riverbank grape), 2028 nucleotides. Its product is annotated as LRR receptor-like serine/threonine-protein kinase GSO1. The record is from RefSeq and is a predicted model, not a curated record. Bases 1 to 2028 code for a protein of 675 amino acids. The transcript has 2 exons. Lineage: Eukaryota; Viridiplantae; Streptophyta; Magnoliopsida; Vitales; Vitaceae. Gene Ontology annotation, molecular function: protein binding.